UUUUGCAGCCGAACGCUCAAUCUUCGCAGCAUCCGAUGCAUCGGCUACGACAUGGACUACACGCUGAUCCACUACAAGGUGACCGAGUGGGAAGGGCGAGCUUACCACUACGCCAAGGAGAACCUGAAGCAGGUUGGCUUCCCGGUCGAUGACCUUCACUUCAACCCGGAGCUCGUCUGCCGAGGUCUCAUAAUCGACAAGUCCCUCGGCAACAUGGUCAAGGUUGACCGGUUCGGGUACGUGAGGCGAGCAAUGCACGGGACCCGCCGACUGUCUCACCGGGAGACGCAUGAGAUCUAUGGGAGGCAGCUGGUGGACCUGCGGGAAAAGCGAUGGCUGUUCCUCAACACGCUCUUCUCUGUAUCGGAAGGAUGCUUGUAUGCACAGCUGGUGGAGAUGCUGGACUCGGGGGGACUGAAGAUCCCGACGGAGUCAGGCGACUACAUGCAGCUCUCCUACGAGCAGCUCUUCAACGCUGUGUCCAAGGCCCUGUUCAAGGCGCACGUGGAAGGGAGGCUCAAGGCUGACGUUAUGAGAGACCCUGAGAAGUACGUGGAGUUUGACAGGGAAGUGGCUCUCACUCUCCUGGAUCAGAGGGAGGCAGGCAAGAAGCUAGCGCUCAUCACGAACUCGGACUGGGAGUACACCAAGGUGAUGAUGGCGCAAGUGAUAGAUCGGUUUCUUCCCAAGGGCAUGACGUGGAGGGAGAUUUUUCACGUCAUCAUCGUGUCUGCGCGCAAGCCCGCGUUCUUCUCUCAGAGCAUGCCCCUAUACGAGAUCGUGACGGAGGAUGGGAUGAUGAGGGAGAAGUUCAGGAUGAAAGAGGGGAGGAUCUACUCGGGGGGAAGCGCGAGCAUGGUUGAGAAGCUGUUCAACUGUGAGAGGGACGACAUCAUGUACAUCGGCGAUCACAUCUUCACGGACGUCAACGUUGCGAAGCUCUAUAUGCGAUGGAGGACGGCUCUUAUCGUCCGUGAGGUGGAGGAGGAGGUGGUCGCGAUGGAUCGCGGAAGGCAACACACCCAGGAGCUGCACAGUCUGAUCAAGAGCAAGGAGCAAUGCGCCAACAUCCUCAACCACAUCCGUACUGAGCUCCACCGAUACCGCGGGCUAGGACUCAAGUCCUCCCUGUUCAAUGCCUCCUCGGAGAAGGAGCUGUACGAGACCAUGGGGAGGCUGCUGGGGACGAUGGUGGAGUAUGACAACAAGAUUGCGCCCAUGUUGUAUCAGGAAGGGUCUCACUUCAACCCCUACUGGGGCUACAUCAGCCGAGCUGGUUAUGCCGACAAGUCGCACCUGAUGCGGCAGAUCGAGAAGUACGCUGACGUCUACACGUCUCGCGUCUCAAACUUCCUCCGCUACACGCCCUACAUGUACUUCCGGGCUUCGAAGCAAUCCCUUGCUCAUCAUCGCAACUUGGAUCAGUACCGGCAAGAGGUGAAAACUUUUCCCGCUCUCACGUUAUGCUUCCUCCUUCCAUACUGUCUUCACUUCUCCUCCUUCAACAGUCCUCACUGUCUCCUCCUGCUGGCAGUGCACUCCCUCGGGUUUCUCACUCCCUCCCCACUUCCAUUCUCUCCACACUCUCCCAUUCCUCAUCCUCCCCUUCUUUUCACGAGAGCUGCCACAGGUCCCCGCAAGCGUGCUUGA
Guillardia theta CCMP2712 is the source of this 1650-nucleotide messenger RNA. RefSeq lists its product as hypothetical. The transcript is spliced from 3 exons. NCBI's taxonomy places the organism in Eukaryota, Cryptophyceae, Pyrenomonadales, Geminigeraceae. The annotation marks the transcript as partial. Gene Ontology annotation, molecular function: 5'-nucleotidase activity. The record is from RefSeq and is a predicted model, not a curated record.